This is a messenger RNA of Esox lucius (northern pike), 1968 nucleotides long. Its product is annotated as hepatocyte cell adhesion molecule. Lineage: Eukaryota; Metazoa; Chordata; Actinopteri; Esociformes; Esocidae. The transcript is spliced from 5 exons. The record is from RefSeq and is a predicted model, not a curated record. Bases 25 to 951 code for a protein of 308 amino acids.
GACUAGUUUGUACAACCAUGUAUCAUGUUGGCUAUAGACUUGAUCCAACUUUGUAUCUGUUUUAUUCUAGGUGUGCUGGGGGAUGUAGGAACUGAAAUAAAGACAGUGAGAGGAAUAGAGGGACAGACUAUAACUCUUAAUACAGGAUUAACUGGACUACAGAAUGAUUCAAUCUAUUGGACAUAUGGUCCAGUCAGAGCACAAACAAGAAUUGCUACCCUGAAUGUUGGUAGAAAUAUACCUGAAUACAAUGAGAGACUGAACCUGGAUGCCCAGUCUGGAUCACUGACAAUCAGAAGUCUUACAACCAGCGACAAUGGAAUUUAUGAGCUAACAGUCCUUAGGGAACAGGUCUUGAAACAGACUUUCAAACUAACAAUCUAUGCUCCAGUGUCUGCCCCUUAUAUCAGACCCCAAACACAGAGUCGCUCAUUGGCCAGCCCGUUAAAACAAGAGAGCUGUUCAGUGGUGUGCACUGUGAAGAACGGAAGAGACGUGACCUUGUCUUGGUACAGAGGAGAGGAGAGAAUCAACCAGACCAUCAACCCAGAUACCAACAAAACUCUCUUUUUACCUCUGGAGGUAAAUGAGGGUAAUGAUAUCUACAGCUGUGUGGCUAACAAUCCUGUCAGUGACCAGACAAUCAAACUCAGCAUUGAGGAGCACUGUCAGCCAGAUUCAGGUUCUACUGUACCUCACACAAAUACAUACAAAUAUAUCCUGCCUGGAGUCCCGAUAGCUGCUGCCUUCAUGACAGUCAUUGGGCUACUAGUUUGGAUAUACUGGAAAAAAAGAAAAUUAAAACAUCAAGAGUCUACUAGUGUAAUCUAUGCAGAUGUCCAACCAGCACAGAAAAUGUCUACAUCACAAUUGAGAGGAAAUGAUCAAGUGGAUUGCUCAGUUCACUCAGUUCAGGAUGACAGAACAAUCUACUCAGAUCUUCAUGUUUGAUAACCCACUAAUAAUUAUCAUUGUCACAGUUCAGAAAAUUGAUUUUUAGGGUCCUGUACAGUCGUUGAAGCAAAUGUUGCUCAUGCACAUUCAAAAUAUAACUGACAUUAACUGAAUGUCUAUAACUUCAAUGUUAAAUAAAGGGCUGUCUAUAAGUAUUGAGAAAAUGACAGUAACUUUUUACAUCCUUAAAAAUAGAACAGGGUCAUAAUGUUUGUGUCUCCCUUAAAGUUUGUAUUUACAGGAUACAAUUCAACCAAGAUCUAUAAAUGCACAGCAUAAAACUCACAUGUGUAUCCUGAAACACAAUAAUAAUGUGAAGACCAAAUGUAUGAUUAUGUAUGGUAGUAAUAGGUGAAGUUCGUUGGAAACUUUCCCUGAAAGCAUUAGCUUUCAGGGAACCAAUAUUGUAUUAACUGUGUCACCUUCACAGAAUAACAAGGUUGUAUAGCCGUUUUAAGAUGCAGUUAUGUCAGGUUCUUUGUACUAAAAACACACAUAGCUAUUUAUAAGUGACCAUGUCAUGCUGUUUUGUGUGUGGCACAGUCAAGUUUUAGGGUCCUCAAGCUGAGCUCUGAAACGUAAAGCCAGUUCCAAAAAAAUGUAAUUGUAUUGGAACCAUGUAAUGAGAGACCUAUUCAGACCUGGAACACCAGAUGGGUGAAAUUAAUAAUGAGGUAGAACCAAAAAAACAGGACAUCUUAGUGUAAGAGUUAAAUUCCCCCACUUAAACUGGUAUUACGAGGUUUGCCUGUGAAGUUAAGUAAAUCUACUUGUUAAAGUUACAGUUUCCUGGCACAUCAGGCCUGGCAUUGCUUGCCAGUGAAAUCCAACGCCCUCUCUCCCUCAUUUGUAGCAUGGACAGCAGUUUAUCAUUAUUGCCCUCACCUGUGUUCCUUAUCAUUGUCACUAUUUAAGGACCUCAUUGUAUGGUUUUGUUACUAUGGAAAAUUGUUUUUGUUACUUUCAGUUUUCUAAAUUCUUAGUUUCAUAAUUAAAAGUCCUGUGUUCUCCCUG